Molecule: messenger RNA, 1856 nt
Organism: Paramisgurnus dabryanus
Lineage: Eukaryota; Metazoa; Chordata; Actinopteri; Cypriniformes; Cobitidae
Product: polymeric immunoglobulin receptor-like
Cellular component (GO): plasma membrane
Molecular function (GO): transmembrane signaling receptor activity
Source: RefSeq, a predicted model, not a curated record
AAGGACUAGAUGAGCUUUCUGACAGUAUGAAUCUGAUUGACAGGUGCAGUGAGUUGCUUCGAUGUGAUUGGAUAUUCUGGAGGAAGUGUUCUUGUUAAUUUAUCGAAAUCUUGGUACAAUGACUAUAAACAAUAUCUACGAAAGAAGCAACCAGAUGAAUGGCAUACCUUAUUAUAUAAUGAGAAACACAAUGCAUGGACUAACAAAGGAAGAUUUACACUGGUUCGUGAUAAAAAUGAAAAUUUUAUGUUCUUGAUUAGCGAUAUGAAAACAGAAGAUUCUGGAAGAUAUCGGAUUGGGGUUGUUAACAAAUGGUCUAUUGAUAUGACCCUGACUGUGAGAGAAGAUUCAUGUUGUGAGGCUUCACAGACAGUGAUGGUGAAUACUGGAGAAACUGCAAACUUCAGAUGUCAAUAUUCACAGGAUUAUAAAACUGAUGACAAGGUCAUCUUCAAGAAAGAAAAAAUAUCCAUUGUGAUGAUCUACAGCACAUGGAGGAAGACAGAGAGAUUCAGUAUUUCUGAUGACAGAGAUAAAAACCUCUUCAGUGUGAGAAUAACUGACGUGAGUUCAGAAGAUGCAGGAGUUUAUUUAUGUGGAGUUCAGCGUUACAGAGACUCCUACACGUACUUCAUUAUUACUGCUGUUCAUCUCAACAUUAUGAGUCAAGUGGGUGUGGUCAAAGUGAGUGGAUACUCAGGAGGUCAAAUCAUCUUCAAGUGUCAUCACCCUCAAUACAAAAAUAACCCAAAAUAUCUGUGUAAAGAAUCAGAUGGAUGUUCUGAGAGGAAAUCUCCAUCAGUUCAGGAUCAAUGGAUGAAGAAUGGAGAUGUUUCUCUAUAUGAUGACACCACAGCAGGAGUCUUGAUGGUGUAUUUUAGAGAUCUGAAUGCUGGAGAUGCUGGGACGUACAGGUGUGGAGUGAAAGUAUCUCAAUAUACUGAGAGCUUCACUGAAAUACAGAUGGACAUUAAACAGGCGCUGACACACUGGUGGGUGAAUCAAUCUGUUUAUGUUGGUGAUGAAGUCAAUAUUAGCUGUCAGAUCCCAGAGGAACAUCAAGUCUCAAAACUCUUCUGUAAAGAGGAUGAAAAUCACAUCUGCCAAAACAUCAACACAUCUAAAGUUAAACUGAAUGAUUUAUCUCCUAAAAGUGUUUUUACUGUGACCAUCAGUAAUGUGACAGUGAGAGAUGCUGGAGUUUACUGGUGUGGAGCAGAAACCACUGAGAGAGAUUUAACUUUGAUCUCCCUGACCACUAAAGUUCAACUCAAUUUGAUCAUGUGUCCACUGCAUUUAAACAUCAGAAGGGAUUUCUCUCUGAUCAUUAUUGUGUGUGUUUGUGUUUGUCUGCUUCUGAUUGGAGGAAUCACUCUUAUUGUUGUUUGUAAAUUCAGACACAACAAGACAGCAGGUCCUGGAUCAGCACAACCCACAAUCCCAUCUGAUGAUCUGCUGUACGCUGCUGUCAGUUUCCACAAGUAUGAAGAUUCAGUCAGUAAAGAGGAGAUUUUAACCGACUACACCACUGUCAGUCGACACACAAGACUAAAGUAACUUUUAAAGAGAUCAAAGUGACAAUUACUUUAAGAUUUCACUCCAGAUGAGACACUGUAUCGUUCCCUCAUAUAAUCACUAAAACCUCUUACAGUAAAUAUCAGCUGAUGAUUAAACCUUCAGAAUGACUUUUGAGGAUUGACUUACAACAUUGGCACAGUGUUCAUGGAUAAAAUAACAGCUUGAUUUGUUAUCUGAGAUGGAAGAAGAUUAAUUUUUUAUCACAAUAUAUCAGAACUGCUUGACUGAAGAUAUACUGGAAACUAAAAUACUUAAAAUUCUUAAAAUUAUUCAUUAUA